UUGCUUUGCUCCCCACAAAUUUUCUGACCUGCCAGCACCGAGGCCUCAGACAUUUCCCCAGCGGAGAGUCCCUUUCGUUGUAGGAUUUGUGGAUUAUCUGGGCCCUCGUUGUACAGGAAGGUCAUGGGAAACUGGACUGGGAACUGCCGUACAUUACACCUGCCCACACUUGAUUUCUAGGCUGCAGGGGGGACCGAUUUAUCCAUGAAGCUUACUGGUUCUCUUCCCGGUGGUGGAAGAGGAGCUCGGUGGUCCUUUCCAGCCAGUCUUUGGGACCCUUAGUUUACAGUUAAGAUGGGAAACUCUUGUCCAGUGACGUGACUCAUUACAUGAUCCCAGAUUGGAAAAUUGUUCAAGAUUACCUCGAGAUCCUUGAGUUUCCGGAACUGAAGGGAAUUAUUUUCAUGCAAACGGCUUGUCAAGCUGUGCAGCAUCAAAGGGGCCGGAGACAGUAUAACAAACUGCGGAAUCUCCUGAAGGACGCGCGCCAUGAUUGCGUUCUCUUCGCUAAUGAAUUCCAGCAAUCCUGCUACCUCCCCCGGGAGAGAGGGGAGUCUAUGGAAAAGUGGCAGAGCAGGAGCAUAUACAGCGCAGCCGUUUGGUACUAUCAUCACUGCCAGGAUCGGAUGCCCAUCGUUAUGGUGACAGAAGAUGAAGAGACAAUUCAGCAGUAUGGAAGUGACACCGAAGGAGUGUUUGUCGUCUCCUUCAAGGAUUACCUGGACAAUUUCUGGCCUGAUUUAAAGGCCGCCCACGAGCUGUGUGAGUCUAUCCUUCAGUCUCGACGAGAAAGAGAGAAUGAGAGUCAGGAGAGCCACGGGAAGGAGUACGCAGAGCAUCUUCCCCUGGAAGUGCUAGAAGCCGGCAUUAAAUCCGGGCGCUAUAUCCAGGGAAUUCUGAAUGUCAACAAACACAGAGCACAAACAGAAGCUUUUGUUCGACUUCAAGGAGCCAGCAGUAAAGAUUCAGAUUUGAUCAGUGACAUCCUGAUCCAUGGGAUGAAGGCUCGAAACCGCUCGAUUCACGGAGACGUGGUAGUUGUCGAACUGCUCCCUAAAAAUGAAUGGAAAGGAAGGACCACCGCCCUGGGUGAGAGUGACAGUGAUGACAAGGCCUCGGGCGAGGCCCCGAGCGAGCCCAUGCCCACAGGUGAGCCAGCCAGCCAGUCAUCCGCGUCAUCCCCGAGGAAUGCUUACCUUCCUUCUGAACAACCCAGAAAUACUGCAGUUGUUAAUAAGCCAGGUCGCCUCUUUUCCUACACUCUCAGUUUCCCCUCUCUGCAGGCUUAUUUUAUUCUCAUCAGCACCCAGACACGCUGUAAUAUCUCUCAUCUGAAAGCAAAAGCAAAAGCAAAACCCUCUCGGUGCCCACAUUUCCCUCCAGCUACCGCCCUUUUCUGUGCUUCAGUUUACAGCAAGUCUCAUACUCCUUGGGAUUACAGAAUUCCCAAAAUCCGAAUCAGCACUCAGCAAGCAGAAGCCCUCCAGGACUUCAGGGUGGUCGUGCGCAUCGAUUCCUGGGAGUCAACAUCCGUGUAUCCCAAUGGACAUUUCGUGCGUGUUCUAGGAAGAAUCGGAGAUUUGGAAGGGGAAAUUGCAACCAUCCUGGUGGAAAACAGUAUUUCAGUUGCCCCUUUCUCAGAAGCUCAGAUGUGUGAGAUGCCAGUAAACACACCCGAAAAUCCCUGGAAGGUGAGUUCUGAAGAGGAGCGAGAGCGUAAAGACCUGAGGAGAACCCAUCUCGUGUUCAGCAUUGACCCCAGAGGAUGUGAAGAUGUGGACGACGCCCUCUCGGUCAGAGCCUUGGAUAACAGCAGCCUGGAGCUCGGGGUCCACAUUGCAGACGUGACGCACUUUGUGGCCCCACAUUCUUACAUUGAUAUUGAAGCUAGAAUGAGGGCCACCACUUACUACCUAGCGGACCGUCGCUACGACAUGCUGCCCUCCAUCCUCAGCGCCGACGUGUGCUCCCUCCUGGGCGGCGUUGAUAGGUAUGCUGUAAGCGUCAUGUGGGAAUUGGAUAAAACCUCCUAUGAAAUUAAGAAAGUAUGGUAUGGCAGAACCAUUAUUCGAUCAGCGUACAAACUGUUUUACGAAGCUGCCCAGGAACUACUGGACGGAAACAUCCAUGUUGUUGAUGAUAUUCCAGAAUUCAGAGACUUGGAUGAGAAGAGCCGACAAGCCAAGCUGGACGAGUUAGUGUGGGCGAUCGGAAAGCUGACCGACAUAGCCCGCCACGUCCGAGCCAAACGGGACCGCUGUGGAGCCCUGGAACUCGAAGGGGUGGAGGUUCGAGUCCAGCUAGAUGAGAAGAAGAACAUCCAUGACCUCAUCCCCAAGCAGCCCCUGGAAGUCCACGAGACCGUGGCCGAGUGCAUGAUCCUGGCCAACCACUGGGUAGCCAGGAAGAUUUGGGAGAGCUUCCCUCACCAGGCCCUGCUGCGCCGACACCCUCCUCCGCACCAGGAGUUUUUUUCUGAGCUCCGAGAGUGUGCCAAAGCGAAAGGCUUCUUCAUAGACACACGGUCCAAUAAGACACUGGCUGAUUCUCUGGAUAACGCAAAGGACCCCAACGAUCCCAUUGUAAACAAGCUGCUUCGAUCAAUGGCUACCCAGGCAAUGUCUAAUGCACUGUAUUUCUCCACUGGAUCGUGUGCAGAGGAAGAGUUCCAUCACUAUGGUCUUGCAUUAGAUAAAUAUACUCACUUUACUUCUCCAAUAAGAAGAUAUUCAGAUAUCAUAGUACACCGAUUGUUAAUGGCAGCCAUUUCAAAAGACAAGAAAAUGGAAAGUAAGGAAAAUUUGUUCAGCAACAAAGAUCUUGAGGAAUUAUGCAGACAUAUCAACAACAGGAACCGAGCGGCGCAGCGUUCGCAGAAGCAGUCUACUGAGCUCUUCCAGUGUAUGUAUUUUAGAGACAAAGACCCAGAAACUGAGGAGCGCUGCGUAUCUGAUGGGGUUAUUUACUCAAUCAGGACAAACGGUGUACUUGUAUUUAUACCAAGGUUUGGGAUUAAAGGUGCUGCUUAUCUGAAAAAUAAAGAUGGUUUGGUAAUCUCAUGCGGCCCAGACAGCCACUGUGAAUGGAAACCAGGAUCCCUUCAACGAUUUCAAGACAGAAUCACCUCUACCACAACAGGAGGGGAGUCUGUUACGUUCCGUCUGUUCGACCAUGUAACAGUGAGGAUAUCUGUACAGGCCUCACGUUGCCAUUCGGAUACAAUCAGACUUGAGAUAAUAAGCAACGAACCAUACGUGAUGCCAGAUACAGAGCUUUGUCAGCAGGGUUCCCUCUUGCUAAAGAGUGACUUAGUGAAAGAAGUAACGAGAUCUGUGGAGGAAGCUCAGCUUGCUCAAGAAGUCACAGUGGACGUCAUCGAGGAAGACUGUCAAAAAUACUGCCAAACAAAGGGAAGAAGCCUGUACACACUCCUAGAGGAGAUAAGAGACCUGGCUCUCCUAGAUGUUUCCAACAGUUAUGGAAUAUGAAGUACUCUUCUUACUUCAUUAAAAAGCUUUGUCUUA
Messenger RNA from Vicugna pacos (alpaca), 3524 nucleotides. The record is from RefSeq and is a predicted model, not a curated record. NCBI's taxonomy places the organism in Eukaryota, Metazoa, Chordata, Mammalia, Artiodactyla, Camelidae.